AUGGGACUGGAAGAAGAUUUGCAGGCAAAGCCUCCAUGCCACCCCCGAGCAUGUGCAAUCCAAGACUGCUUGAAGAGGAACACGUACAAGGAGGACAAGUGCCAAGGCGUCAUCUACGAGCUCUACGACUGCUGUCAGGCUUUCUACGACCGUAAUGGGGAGAGCGCCAGCGCGGCCAGCUGCCCUAAGCCAGACCUGCUGAAGUUGAAGCUGAAGAUGAGGAAGAAGACGGAGGCUAAGCCUCAAUGA
This is a messenger RNA of Diaporthe citri, 249 nucleotides long. RefSeq lists its product as uncharacterized. Lineage: Eukaryota; Fungi; Ascomycota; Sordariomycetes; Diaporthales; Diaporthaceae. The transcript is spliced from 4 exons. Bases 1 to 249 code for a protein of 82 amino acids. The record is from RefSeq and is a predicted model, not a curated record. Gene Ontology annotation, cellular component: mitochondrial intermembrane space.